GUUGCACAAUACAGUCAGCUGCUAUGAAUCAGCGGAGCGUGAAUUAAUAGAAAAGCCGGAAGUAAAGGUACAAACCUCAUUGCAAAGGGUCAACGAGGUAGGGUAAGAGAGCUUCCUGAAGAAGGGUCUAGACCCGAAACGUCAGCUUUCCUGCUCCGUUCAUCCAGCUCUACAUCUUGAUAUCGCAGAUUCUCCAGCAUCAGCAGUUCCUACAAUCUCGGGAUAAGAGAGCUGCUGUGUGGGUUGAACAGCGUGCAAAGUUGCUGGUUUGAAGAUUAGUGUCAAGGAUGAUGUUCAUCUUUGCCUCAUUCCUCUGUGUUUCCAUGGUGAUGGCCAACCCAUUGCCAGAUUUGGAGCCCCUGUCCCAGAAUAUGGUCAACUUCAUCAACAAACUGAACACUACCUGGCAGGCUGGUCACAAUUUCCAGAAUGUUCCUUGGAGUUAUGUGAAGAGACUGUGUGGAACAUUCCUCAAUGGACCAAAACUGCCCUUAAGAUCUCAGAAGCUCACUGCUUUGAACCUACCAACAGACUUUGACUCUCGGGAAUGGUGGCCAAAUUGUCCCACCAUCAAGGAAAUCCGUGACCAGGGAUCAUGUGGAUCAUGCUGGGCCUUUGGUGCAGUGGAAGCAAUGUCCGAUAGGAUUUGUAUCCAUUCCAGAGGGGAAGUUAAUGUGGAGAUCUCGGCUGAAGACCUUCUGAGCUGUUGUAAAUUUGAAUGUGGGAAUGGGUAA
Rhincodon typus (whale shark) is the source of this 734-nucleotide messenger RNA. Its product is annotated as cathepsin B-like. The transcript has 5 exons. The record is from RefSeq and is a predicted model, not a curated record. NCBI's taxonomy places the organism in Eukaryota, Metazoa, Chordata, Chondrichthyes, Orectolobiformes, Rhincodontidae. Bases 288 to 734 code for a protein of 148 amino acids. Gene Ontology annotation, biological process: proteolysis; regulation of catalytic activity. Gene Ontology annotation, molecular function: cysteine-type endopeptidase activity.